AUGGCUGCCGAACUAAGAGAUCUCGUCAGUCGUCGGGGAAUAAUGAAGCGGCAGAUCACUGCCUUUCAGAAAUUCUUUGACAACGGCAACUUUUCAAAUCCAUCAACGGUCAUGGAACUAGGAAUGCGAACUACGAGGCUUGAAGCUGCUUAUGGAGACUUCCUCAACAGUCAAACUCGUAUAGAAAUAUUGGAUCCCCGUGAAGAACAGCUAGAAGAACGCUUGGCUGUAGAAACAGCCUACUAUGAGACUAUUUCACCGGCUAUGGUCUUUCUUGAAUCUACAAAAACAAAUCAAAGAAGAGCAAGCGAAGCCUCAAGCCGCCAAGGCUCUGCGGACAACAUGGGACGAUAUGACACUCAAUCAACUAUAAGACUGCCGCCAAUCUCACUGCCGGAAUUCAGCGGAGAUUACAAACAGUGGCUGAGCUACCGGGACACGUUUGAAUCACUUGUUCAUAGCAACAACCGCCUUCCGGAUAUCCAAAAAUUGCACUAUCUCAAAUCUUCAUUGAAAAACGAGGCGGCUCAAGUCAUUGAGUCCUUGGAAACUUCAUCUGCGAACUAUAUGUCAGCUUGGGAACAGUUACGCGAACGAUAUGACAACAAUCGAAAAAUGGUCGGAAUCCACAUCCAUGCAGUAUGCAGUAUGUCACCAAUAGCAAUAGCAUCGUCAGUUAAUUUGAGAAGGCAUCAGAACGGUUUAAAUAGUCAUCUACGAGCCUUGAAGGCUCUCAAGCUUCCGGUAGAACAUUGGGAUGCUCUGGUCAUCCACCUAAUGGUAGAAAAAUUGGACGUGGAAUCACACCGUCUGUGGGAAUCUAGCCGCUCCAGUGACUCACUUCCUUCAAUGCAAGAUUAUCUGACAUUCUUGAAUCAACGAUGCCUGAUUCUGGAGUCCAUUGAAACAAGAUCAAACUACGGUCAAGCAGCGCGACUAACCUCAUAUGACGACAACACUAAUCAGUACGCACCAAAAAGCGAUCCUACACACCGCCUUCGCCACUACUGA
Messenger RNA from Aphis gossypii (cotton aphid), 1011 nucleotides. RefSeq lists its product as uncharacterized. The transcript has a single exon. Bases 1 to 1011 code for a protein of 336 amino acids. Lineage: Eukaryota; Metazoa; Arthropoda; Insecta; Hemiptera; Aphididae. The record is from RefSeq and is a predicted model, not a curated record.